GCUCUAUUCCCCCUCUAAUGUUAAAACACCCACAGUGUGCGGAAGAUAGAAAUUGUGUUUGUUCAGUCCUUUAAAGGCGAAAUUGAGAACAGGAAGGACAAUUACUCCCGGCAUUUCUCAUCGGAAUCGAGGACGUUUGCUAACGUUACUACUCAGUCGGGACGGACAUGGCGUCUGCCAGCUCCUGUAUCGUGAUCAGUGAUGAAGAGCAAGGUUAUGACCUGGACCUCUUCUGUAUACCAAAACAUUAUGCGUCUGACCUGGAGCGAGUGUAUAUUCCACAUGGACUCAUCAUGGACAGAACUGAACGUCUGGCCAGAGAUAUCUUGAAGGACAUGGGUGGCCACCAUAUCGUUGCUCUGUGUGUGCUCAAAGGGGGCUACAAGUUUUUUGCUGACCUACUAGAUUACAUCAAAGCCCUCAAUCGCAACAGCGAUCGUUCCAUUCCGAUGACAGUGGACUUCAUCCGCCUCAAGAGUUACCAAAAUGACCAAUCUACAGGUGACAUCAAAGUAAUUGGCGGCGAUGAUCUGUCCACACUCACAGGAAAGAACGUCUUGAUUGUUGAGGACAUCAUUGAUACUGGGAAGACGAUGAAGACCCUGCUCGAACUUCUCAAGCAGUAUAAUCCAAAAAUGGUCAAAGUGGCCAGUUUGCUGGUGAAGAGGACACCAAGGAGUGUUGGCUACAGACCAGACUUUGUAGGAUUUGAAGUCCCUGACAAAUUUGUGGUUGGGUAUGCGCUUGACUACAAUGAGUACUUUAGGGAUUUAAAUCACAUCUGUGUCAUCAGUGAAACGGGAAAGGAGAAGUACAAAGCAUGAGAAGCCCUGCACUUCCCCCUUUAGCUGUAUCAUUUGGUUAUUUUUUUAAAUAUGGUUUUCAUUUUAUAUCCAUUUUGUAUUUUUUCAGUAGCGCAGCUCACCGCAGGUUAGCAGGUCCUGCACUCAGGGUCUCUGGUGAGGUGUGUGCUGUUAAUGCACCUUACAUUUACUUUGGCUUAUACCUCCACAGGCAGCCCCACACACAUUAUUAACCACAAACACUUGCAGUUCAGUCUCUGAGAAUAGAGGUAAUUUAGACUGCUGCUCUUAGUUACAAUGGGGGUUUUAAACAACCAUUUGUGUAAGGAUUCCCUUUAAUUUAUUAUAAUGACUUGUACAAGUUAUUAUAGGUAGGUGUUUAUGUUUAAAGACUAGAUUAAACAGAAUAUUGAUUUGCUAUUCAAUAAUGAACAUACAUUUGAUUUGCUCAGAUGGCAAAAGGAAAACAUUCAUGUUUCUCAAAGACUAUUUGCAGUGUAAAACUGUAAUCAAAAA
Messenger RNA from Rhinichthys klamathensis goyatoka, 1319 nucleotides. It is a transcript of the gene hprt1, whose product is annotated as hypoxanthine phosphoribosyltransferase 1. The record is from RefSeq and is a predicted model, not a curated record. The transcript is spliced from 9 exons. Gene Ontology annotation, biological process: GMP salvage; purine ribonucleoside salvage; guanine salvage. Bases 168 to 824 code for a protein of 218 amino acids. Gene Ontology annotation, molecular function: hypoxanthine phosphoribosyltransferase activity; magnesium ion binding. Lineage: Eukaryota; Metazoa; Chordata; Actinopteri; Cypriniformes; Leuciscidae.